This is a messenger RNA of Podarcis raffonei (Aeolian wall lizard), 2151 nucleotides long. RefSeq names its product protein SET. Bases 241 to 1068 code for a protein of 275 amino acids. Gene Ontology annotation, biological process: nucleosome assembly. The transcript has 8 exons. The record is from RefSeq and is a predicted model, not a curated record. Gene Ontology annotation, cellular component: chromatin; nucleus. NCBI's taxonomy places the organism in Eukaryota, Metazoa, Chordata, Lepidosauria, Squamata, Lacertidae. Gene Ontology annotation, molecular function: histone binding; chromatin binding.
GCAGAGCUUGCUCUUCCCUCACCAAAAGCAGGAGGCAGCUCUCGCUGUGUGGAGUUAGCUUGAGGGGCCCUCAGGUUCUGCCGCCGCCACCCCGUUUUCUCACACGCGAAGGAAGAGCCAGGAGGAGUAGGAGCAGCGGGUUGAGCUAAGCCCGGUGUGAGGUGAGGCUCCUCCGCUUGUUCAGCCUCACGUCCGUGUCUGCCUGCCUCUCUCUCGCUUUCCCCGCUUCUCUUUCCCAACAUGUCGGCGCCGGCGGCCAAAGUCAGCCAGAAGGAGCUCAACUCCAACCACGACGGGACCGACGAAAUCUCAGACAAAGAGCAACAGGAAGCAAUUGAACAUAUUGAUGAAGUACAGAAUGAAAUAGACAGACUGAAUGAACAAGCCAGUGAGGAAAUUUUGAAAGUAGAACAGAAGUACAACAAACUCCGCCAACCAUUCUUUCAGAAGAGGUCAGAAUUGAUCGCCAAAAUCCCAAAUUUUUGGGUAACAACAUUUGUCAACCACCCACAAGUAUCUGCACUUUUGGGAGAAGAAGAUGAGGAAGCUCUCCAUUAUUUGACCAGAGUUGAGGUGACGGAGUUUGAAGACAUCAAAUCAGGUUACAGAAUAGAUUUUUAUUUUGAUGAGAAUCCAUAUUUUGAAAACAAGAUGCUCUCUAAAGAGUUUCAUCUGAACGAGAGUGGGGACCCAUCAUCAAAAUCAAGUGAAAUCAAAUGGAAAUCUGGGAAGGAUCUGACAAAGCGUUCAAGUCAGACACAGAACAAGGCCAGCAGAAAGAGGCAGCAUGAAGAACCCGAGAGUUUCUUCACUUGGUUCACUGACCAUUCUGAUGCUGGUGCUGAUGAACUAGGAGAGGUCAUUAAAGAUGACAUCUGGCCGAACCCAUUACAGUACUACUUGGUUCCUGAUAUGGAUGAUGAAGAAGGUGAAGGAGAGGAAGAUGACGAUGAUGAGGAAGAAGGAGGCUUGGAGGACAUUGAUGAGGAAGGUGACGAUGAUGAGGGUGAAGAUGAUGAAGAUGAUGACGAGGGAGAAGGAGAGGAAGAUGAAGGAGAAGAUGACUGAACACUGACAAAUUCCAACCACCACCCCUCUUUCCAGUCCUAGGAGCAAGUUGCUAUUUCUCCCUGCCCCCUCCUUUUCGUUGCCUUGUUCUCCUGAGGUCUCUCCCCGCCCCCUCCUCUUCACUAUGGUUCACAAAUAAAUUUUGGAGAAAAUAUCAAGCGACAUACCGUGGAAAUGAAACCUCUACCUUCUACCCUUUUUUAUUAUUCCUGUUUUGAAGCAAAAACAAAAGAACUGUUAAUGGAAUCAACACACUGUGCUUUGUGGGGAAGAAAAGAAGCCUUCUGCUCCCUUCAUUCUGCUGGAAACUGAAGAGUGCUAGGCCCCUGUGUAGUAGUGCAUAGAAUCUAGCUUUUUCCUCCUUUCUCUGUAUAUUGGGCUCAGAGAUUACACUAUCUCUGUAUGUGAAUAUGGACAGUUAGCAUUUACCAACAUGUAUCUGUCGUCUACUCUUUUUUUAUUCUUUUAGCUUUUUCAUUUUUAAAAAACGAGGGAGUUACAGACAAGGCGGCAAGCAGGGUUGGGUUUCAGGUGUUAGGGUGGGUUAAAUGGGCAUUUUGACAAAACAAGGCUCAUUUGGCAUGCUCGUUUGCGUGUUUAAAAGAUGAGUUAAAAAACAAAAUCUCCUAAUUACAGUUGAGCCCUGCCACUUGAUGGAGAAUCAACAGAACCUGUAGGAUCUUAGGUUGAAUUUACAUUCUCUGUUAUACUUUUGUUCUUCGUUUUCUUUUUGUUUGACUGGGAAAAGGAAGGCUUAAAUGUUAAAAAGUGUACAAGUUGCUUUGUUACAAUAAAACUUAACGUGUACACAAGGAGGCUUAUAUUCUUCACUGGGCGGGAUGCUUCUGACCCCACCCCUUUGGUUUCUCAACAUGUAAGUUCAAAAUCUUUUGGCCUAAUAAAUAUGUUCCAAGGAAGAAAACUGCAAAAAACCAGUUGUGCAUUAAAAAUGAAAACAAGCCCCUCAAGCAGACUUACACUUUCAUGGGUUAAGGUUGGAGCAGAGGCGUAGCAAGGUCAGGUGGUACCCAGUGCAGCAUUUUGUCAUCCCCCCCUUGAAAUUAUUAAAAGAAGGAAAAAUAA